Apis florea (little honeybee) is the source of this 461-nucleotide messenger RNA. RefSeq names its product venom acid phosphatase Acph-1. NCBI's taxonomy places the organism in Eukaryota, Metazoa, Arthropoda, Insecta, Hymenoptera, Apidae. Gene Ontology annotation, molecular function: phosphatase activity. Gene Ontology annotation, biological process: dephosphorylation. The record is from RefSeq and is a predicted model, not a curated record.
GAAUUUCUAUCGAGAAACAAAAAUCGAAGGAACAGUUGAAAAUGAUUCUGCCUCUGUUGACCGUCGUGUAUACCUCGAUCGGUUUUGUCGAAUGUAUCCCGGAAUUGGAAUUAGUACAGAUCGUAUUCGCUCAUAAAACGUACGCUCCAAUUUCGGAAUUGAUAAACGGCAACGAGACGAGUUUACCGCACAAUUUAACUUACGAACACUUUAACACAGCUUCGAUCACUAUGCCCAAAAUCGGUAUGCUUAACAUGUACAAUCUAGGAGUCCAUUUACGGACGGUAUACGACGAAUUUCUCGGUGAGAUUUACAUGCAAGAAACGACGAAAAUGCAAACGGCCGAGUACCCGUUGUCCAUGUUAGCCGGCCAAUUAGUGAAUGCAGGCCUCUGGCCUCCGGCGAAACAGCAAAGAUGGAACGCCGAUAUUAAUUGGCAACCGAUACCUAUAGGUAGUUUU